AUGCUUCCGCCCUUUUCAUCGUCCUCCCCGCGCGCGCUGAAUGGGGAGCUCCUGCGCUGCGCCAACAGCUGCGGGGUGUCCCUACUCGCCGCGCGACCCACUUCGCGCAUGCCUGCGCGUGCCGGCCCGGUUUCCGCUGCAGGUCUGGUGUCCAGCCGCGUGCGCGCAACGGUUGGAGAGGGCAGUGAAAGGGGGGGGCGUUCGGAAGGGCGGAAACUGACGAGCGCGGAUGGGCGCAGGGCGGAAGGCUUCGACGCGGAGGAGCGCCGCAGGGAGGAGGGCAGGUGGGGGUCCAGAACAAAGCCGCAGCGGCAGGGGGAAUGGCGGAGAACGGAGGAGGGGGGAAAGGCGGGAAGUAAGGGCUCGCGACAGCGCUUUGUUGGGUACGCUGAUGACGUGGCAGCCGAGGAUAGGCUGCGGCAGGAGGCAGGCGGCGCCGUUGAUUGGCUGACGCGACCUUCCAAUGGCGAUGCGGGAGGGCAUUCGGCGCGCAGCGGGGAGUGGGAAACGGGGAAGGGACGAGGGGACGGGCCGGCGGAUUGGGAGAGCGGAUGGGAUGGGGACGGCGAGGAGCAGGGCGCUCGGGGGGAACGCGGAGGCUGGGGAGAGGAGAGCGGCGGAGCAGGAAUGGGGAGGGCGCGGGGCGUGCAGGGGUGGAUGGGGGACGGUAACGUGGAGCGUGUGAGACGUGUCGGGGCAGACGGACGCCCAAGGGUUGAAGGGUGGGAGGCAGGGUGGAGAACGGUGGAGUACGGUGAAAGGUGGCGUGGGGGCGAUGAAGAUGGGCGGGGGAGCACGGAUGGGAGAAUGGGUACUGGGAUGGUUAGUGGGGACAUGAGCACGAGAUCACAACAGCAGCAGCAGCACCGGCAGCAGCAGCAGCUGCGGGCAUCAAAGCAGCUGCCACAACCAUCCCCUCCACAGCAGCAGCUGCAGCUGCAACCCCUCUCCUCCCCCUCCUCCCCUCUCGCAACCAUCCCCUCACCCUCUCCCCUUGCCCCUGUCCCUCACCGCGAGCCUUCCCCCUCCCCCGCCUCCUCCCAGCGUCCCCUCCCCUCAGUGCUCCCCCUGCCCCCCUCGGCGCUGGACUCCCUCCUCCCCUUCGCUGGCUCCGGUUCCCAGGUGGUAGCCUUCAUGGGCUCGCCCCUAGACUGGCUGCAGCGCUUUGUGCUCUCCAUGGGCGGGGCCGUGCUUUUUUACAACGUGAACGUCUUCGCCACCAUCGCUGCCGCCAUGUACUUCCUCUGGUGGCCUCUCUGGCGUGCUGCUGCCUGCAACUCCUCCCUCCGGAUUCGAUACAAAUAUGCAGGCGUGUGGCAGGCGCGCCUGCUGGACGUGCAGGUGGAGCAGCGGGGACCGCUGGCCAGGUGGCGGCUGCUGAUUGGCGAUGACAGUGGCACGUGCAUAGAGAUGCUAGUGCCCAUCCCCUCACCGCCUCCACCCCUGCGCCCCAGCGACCGCGUGGUGCUGCUGGUGCUCUCAGACAGCCCCUCGCUGCGGCGCUUCCGUGCCGUGAGGGAGGUGUGGGUGCCGCGCCUCAAGUGCUGGCUGGCGGAGGAGGGGGAAGAACGUGUGGAGCGGCGUGUGCUGGAGGGCCUCUGA
Molecule: messenger RNA, 1602 nt
Organism: Closterium sp. Naga37s-1
Lineage: Eukaryota; Viridiplantae; Streptophyta; Zygnematophyceae; Desmidiales; Closteriaceae
Source: the annotation of a GenBank genome assembly